This is a messenger RNA of Plodia interpunctella (Indianmeal moth), 2260 nucleotides long. Its product is annotated as TWiK family of potassium channels protein 7-like. Gene Ontology annotation, biological process: potassium ion transmembrane transport; stabilization of membrane potential. Lineage: Eukaryota; Metazoa; Arthropoda; Insecta; Lepidoptera; Pyralidae. Gene Ontology annotation, cellular component: plasma membrane. The transcript is spliced from 7 exons. Bases 413 to 1945 code for a protein of 510 amino acids. Gene Ontology annotation, molecular function: outward rectifier potassium channel activity; potassium ion leak channel activity. The record is from RefSeq and is a predicted model, not a curated record.
CCUCAGUACCUUCGUCGUGGCGCGAGUGGUAGGUUCAUCGCCGCUUCUUACUAGCAUCGUCUAAGUUUACGAACGUAAAUGAGGCCAAGAGGAAAUUUCACAUAAAUACUUUGGAUAUGUAAUAAGUGUGUUAGACGGUAGACAGGACAGUCAAGAUCACUUUGUAGUGUAGAUAAAUUGUCGUUAGAUUUUUGUGUAAAAUAGAGAUAGUGAAUAAAAAUAAAUUUUUGAAAGUUUUGACCAAAUUACAAGAUGAAAUGAAUACUGUAAUCGAUAAGUAGAUUAUUUAGUAACUAGCACUUAAAAAUCAAGUGACACAAAACACAAAAAUGAUUUAAAUAAAAAUAAUCUGUGCCAAAUCUCCGAGUUUAAUAAAAAUGGAGUUGACGUGUUCUAAAUAUAUAUUUUGAAGAUGUCUUCCGAAGUGUCACUGGAGGGACAUGAAAGGCCUGGGAUCAUAAGGAGGGCCACAGGGGUCUGUCUUAAGGCAACAUGUUCACAAAUUGGCCUGGUUGUGUUAGUUGUGGUUUAUGUUUUGUUGGGAGCACUUCUUUUUGAGUAUUUGGAGUCCGAACCGCAGGUCCAGAAGAGGUCCGUGAUUCAGAGAUCCAGGGAGGAGUGCCUGAAGGAACUCUGGGCUAUUACAGAACGUCUGAACGUCCUCUACGAGCGGAACUGGACGCGCCUGGUACACGAACAACUGCGGAAGUUCGAGUCCUCAAUAGUGGCCGCCGCGAGGCAGUCCCCUGAAGCCCAGCCGCCGGAGCUAGCCUUGGACUCCAAGUGGACCUUCUCCGGAGCCCUGAUUUAUUGCAUCACCCUCAUUACCACUAUAGGCUACGGCAACGUCUCACCUCGUACAGCGGCCGGAAGAGCAGCGACGGUAGUCUAUGCUGCAGCUGGCGUGCCUCUAACGUUAGCCUGCUUGGCUGGACUGGGGGCCUCGCUGGCAAGACUAGCGCGGUUAGCUUGGCUCAGAGCUACAAAGAGAAAAGUGUCCAAUGCUUGGAGAAAAGACACAGAGAUGGAAAACCACCUCCCGCUCCACGAGCAACAGCGUCUUCUCCCUCAGCCAGCAGAACACAAUCAGUACACAUCGUUCCCCCCACGCAGUCACAGAUCCCCUGGGACGGUCAGGGCCAGGGCUGGAGACCGAGGUCAAUAUUCGCAAGUAUUUGAGAGGGCCCCGACGAGUCCUAGAGCCGCGACCCUAGGUCGCAUCAAGCGCAGUGCCUUAGCUGAUGAACCACACACAUCAUCAUCUCUCCAGACUCAAACUUUAGACCGAAAGAAAACCAGUGGCAAAUGCCUAGCGACAGUUCAUGGUCCUACUAGAGGCAGAGGAAGGGGAGUCAUCCAAAGACCAAGAGGUCAAGUAAUAGAACAACUAAUUGCUGAAGAAUGUGGAGAUUUAGCUUCCAACAGAAGUCAAGAUGAUCUUGACGAUUCUGAAGAUACUGACGAAGCAAUAUGCCCACACGACACCCCUUCACGCGUGCCUUUGAUCUGGAACGAAGAGAAACAUAAAAGCAAGAGCUGCGCAGUCCCCAGCAGCAGUGGCUCCACCAGCAUCCAGCACCACAUGAACCAUGGCAUCGAUCACUGCCAGAUCCCAGUCGGCAUCGUUCUAUUCCUCCUCCUUGCCUAUAUCUGCAUAGGUGCUGCCAUCUUCUCCGCUUGGGAAAACUGGAGCUUCUUAGAUGCCGCAUACUUUUGCUUCAUAGCAUUAGCAACUAUAGGAUUCGGUGAUUUCGUGCCUACUAGCUUCCUUACCUCUAAACACACCACGGAGAACUCCAGAAGUGAAUACAUACAAAUGAUAGCGUGUUGUGCUUAUCUAGUUUUCGGACUGAUUCUAAUAGCAAUGUCGUUUAGUUUGCUUCAAGAUGAAGUUGUUGCAAGGUGUACGCAAUUCGCUAAUAGUUUGGGGCUUUCAAGGCAAUGACAGUACCAGAAAAGCGAUUGUAGCUCCACAGAUAACCAUCUAAGGAUGUUAUGAUCGUUAUUGUAAUAAGUUGGUCUUGGAUCCAUAUCGAUCCCGCUCUGUACUUCAAUCUAGAGGAAUUGUAUUUCAUGUUAUCAUUGUAUUAUAAACAAAAUUAUUUUCUCAUAUCAACGUAAAUGGGUAGUUUAAUGGAGAAAUUUGAAAACUUUUUACGGAAUUUGUACUCGAAAUUGAAGUGAUGUUUGUGAUGUAAAUAAUGUAUAAAAUCUAUUUAUAAAAGCAAGGCUGAAAUUGUAAUGAAACAAUAAAAUUGUG